Molecule: messenger RNA, 639 nt
Organism: Rhizopus microsporus ATCC 52813
Lineage: Eukaryota; Fungi; Mucoromycota; Mucoromycetes; Mucorales; Rhizopodaceae
Product: V-snare-domain-containing protein
Exons: 5
Coding region: 1-639 (212 amino acids)
Biological process (GO): endoplasmic reticulum to Golgi vesicle-mediated transport; vesicle fusion
Cellular component (GO): ER to Golgi transport vesicle membrane; endoplasmic reticulum membrane; Golgi apparatus
Molecular function (GO): SNARE binding; SNAP receptor activity
Source: RefSeq, a predicted model, not a curated record
AUGAACUCACUCUACAAUCAUGCUCUAAAGCAGACACAUGCACUUCAAAGAGACUUGGAAAGGGCGAAACAAACCGUCAAUAUGUUAGGUCAAAUAUCUGCAUCAUUUAAUACACUCCAAAGAUCGAUUGAUGAUUAUGAAAACCUAGCAAAAAGAGAAAUGGUUCCGCUUAAAAAGGAAACAGCUUUGACACGAGUGAGCAAAUUUAGACAGGAUCUACAGGAAAUGAGAACACAGUUUGAGUUUACAAAGAAACAACAGGAAAAUCUAAAAAACGAGCAGAAUAGAGAUAGUUUAUUAAGAAGACCUAACCGAGGACCAUCAAAUGCUCCUGAACAUCCAUAUCAACCAUUAUCCAGAGAUGAAUUUGCCUUACGUGAACAGGCAUUUGUUAAUAAUACAGAUUCUCAACUAGACGAUUUUAUUGAACAAGCACAAAACUUAUUAGAAAACCUGACAGAUCAACAUAAUAUUUUAAAGAAAACGCAAAAGAAAGUCCUGGAUGUAGCAAAUUAUUUAGGACUAUCUCAGAAUGUAAUACGAUACAUUGAAAGACGCUCAGCACAGGACAAAUGGAUAUUUUAUGGAGGAAUGAUCCUCACUGUUCUUAUCAUCUGGGCCAUCAUUCACUUUAUUUAA